Messenger RNA from Clarias gariepinus (North African catfish), 1691 nucleotides. RefSeq names its product tripartite motif-containing protein 16-like. Lineage: Eukaryota; Metazoa; Chordata; Actinopteri; Siluriformes; Clariidae. Gene Ontology annotation, molecular function: protein binding; zinc ion binding. The transcript has 6 exons. The coding region runs from base 30 to 1676 and encodes 548 amino acids. The record is from RefSeq and is a predicted model, not a curated record.
UUUCUCUCCCAGUGUGUAAGUAGAGAAAAAUGGCCAGUAUUUCAGUAAGCAAGAAGCAGUUCAGCUGUCCAGAGUGUAAACUUCUUCUGAAGGAUCCAGUGUCUAUCCCAUGUGGUCACAGUUUCUGUAAGGUGUGUAUUAAUGGCUGCUGGGAUCAGGAGGAUCAUAAUGGUGUCUACAGCUGUCCUCAGUGCGGAGACACUUUCACUCCAAGGCCUGUUCUACACAGCAACAAGAUGCUUGCUGAAGUGGUGGAGAAACUGAAAAAGAUUGAUGUCCGACCUCCACUUCCACCUCCUCGACUUGGAUAUGUUGAAUGUGAUUACUGUGAUGAAAGAAAAUGCAAAGCUAUCAAGUCUUGCCUGACGUGUCGGACUUCUUUUUGUGAAAUUCACCUUAAACCACAUCUUGAGCGACCUGCUUUGCAAACACACUCGAUAAUCAAAGCCACAAAAAUACUCCAAGAGAAGAUCUGCUCCCAACAUAACAAGCCGAUGGAGAUCUACUGCUGUACUGAUCAAACCUGCAUCUGUUAUUUGUGCACAAUGGACAUACACAAAGGUCACAAUACAGUCACAGCUGCAGCGGAAAGAGCUGAGAAACAGAGUAUGUUGAAGGAGGUGCAGAUAAAAAACAAUCAGAGAAUCCAGGAGAAUGAGAAGAAGGUGCAGGAGCUGAAACACACUAUAAACACUAUAAAGCUGAGUGCACAGACAGCAGUGGAGGACAGUGAGAGGAUCUUUACUGAGCUGAUCAGCUCCAUGGAGAAAAAGCGCUCGGAGGUGACGGAGCUGAUCAGAGCUCAGGAGAAGACUGAACUGAGUCGAGCUGAACGACUCCUGGAGCAACUGGAGCAGGAGAUUGCUGAUCUUCAGAGGAGACUCACUGAGCUGGAGCAGCUUUCAUACACACACGAUCAUGUCCAUUUCCUCCAGACUGUAGAUUCCGCACUUCAGUCUUCCCCAUCAGGAAGCAGAAACAUUUCCAGAACCAGCAUCACUCACAUUAUCUCAUUUGAUGGACUUAAACAUUCUCUCUCAGCUAUGCAGAAAAGACACGAGGAAUUCUGUGAGAAAGAAUUCAACAAAAUCUCUCCACAUGCUGAUAUUGUACCUGAGCUCAAGAACCGAGACGAAUUUCUACAAUAUUUCUGUUUUCUGACUCUGGAUCCCAACACGGCACAUCGUAGCCUCAUUCUGUCUGAGAAGAACAGAGUUCUGACACGCGGUGAAAGAGAGCAGCAGACCUCUGAUCAUACAGGGAGAUUUGAUUACUGGCCUCAGGUGUUGUGUAAGGAGAGUGUGUGUGGACGCUGUUACUGGGAGGUGGAGCGGAGCAGAUGGGGGGGUAUGGACAUUUCAGUCUCUUAUAAAGGAAUCAGCAGGAAAGGACAGGGUAAUGAGUGCAGGUUUGGGCAUAAUGAUCAGUCCUGGAGUCUGUGGUCUUCUUCUGCUUCUCUUUAUUUUUAUCACAACAACAUCAAAACUACAUUCAACCUUCCAUCACCCUCCAGAAUAGGAGUGUAUGUGGAUCACAGUGCAGGAACUCUGUCCUUCUACAGCGUCUCUGACACGAUGAAGCUCCUCCACAGAGUCCACACCACAUUCACUCAGCCUCUGUACGCUGGGUUUGGGCUUUGCUUCCCAUCAACUAUAAAACUGUGCAUUCCAAAAUAGGAAGUUAUUUUCAUA